AUAAAAGAUAUCACAUCUACUCAAAGAACCUUGCCUUCAAAUAAGUCCGGAUACUUCUUUGUGUGGGCAGUGGCAGCUUUUUGCGCCAGUGCAGGAGGGAAGUAUGUAGCGGUGCUGAGAAUCCAUGCAAAUAGAGCUGUGCUGGGGUCUUUGGGUUGAAAUCAUGGCUAUGGGAGACGGGAACCUUUGUUUUCUGGACAGGUGUAGAGCCAGGACCACUGAUUACAGGUUGUUGCACCCUGGUGCACGUAGCCCAGCCGACCCCCUUUCCUGACCUGGCCCUGUUCUUUCUUUCUUUCCCCAGUGAUGGCGUGCCAGGCUGGCACGUCCCCCCUGUGAGCCGUGCGGGGUGAUGAGGAGGUUUGCUGGCUGCUGAGUGCUGCGCCCCAGCCGUUUCUCCCAGGCCCAGGAGCGCCCCCUCGAUCCACUAGAGAGAGCCCAGAACACGAUGAACAAAUUGAACUUCCAUAAUAACAGAGUCAUGCAGGACCGCCGCAGCGUUUGCAUCUUCCUCCCCAACGACGACUCCCUCAACAUCAUUAUACACGUUAAAAUACUGUGUCAUGAGUUAUUUGUCCAGGUGUGUGACAUUCUGAGGUUGAAGGACUGCCAUCUCUUCGGACUCAGCGUCAUACAGAACAAUGAGCACGUCUAUAUGGACUUGACCCAGAAACUCUACAAGUACUGCCCAAAGGAAUGGAAGAAAGAAGCCAGCAAGGGCAUUGACCAAUUCGGUCCACCAAUGAUUAUCCACUUUCGAGUGCAAUAUUACGUGGAAAAUGGCAGAUUGAUAAGCGACAGAACGGCACGCUACUACUAUUACUGGCACCUGAGGAAGCAAGUGCUGCAUUCCCAGUGUGUGCUGCGCGAGGAGGCUUACUUCCUUCUGGCGGCGUUUGCGCUGCAAGCCGACCUGGGCAACUUCAAGCGGAACAAGCACUUUGGAAAAUACUUUGAGCCAGAAGCCUACUUCCCUGCCUGGGUGGUGACCAAGCGCGGGAAAGACUACAUCCUAAAGCACAUCCCGAACAUGCACAAAGAUCAGUUUGAGUUGACGGCCUCGGAAGCCCAUCUCAAAUACAUUAAGGAGGCCGUGCGGCUGGAUGACGUGGCCGUUCAUUACUACAGGCUGUACAAGGAUAAAAGGGAAGUUGAAGCCUCCUUGACCCUUGGGUUGACAACACGGGGCAUCCAGAUCUUCCAGAAUUUGGAUGAAGAAAGGCAGUUGCUUUUCGACUUCCCCUGGACAAACGUGGGGAAACUGGUGUUUGUGGGUAAGAAAUUCGAGAUCCUGCCAGAUGGGCUGCCUUCAGCCCGGAAACUCAUCUACUACACGGGCUGCCCCAUGCGCUCCAGGCACCUCCUGGAGCUCCUCAGCAGCAGUCACCGCCUCUACAUGAACCUGCAGCCAAUCCUGCGCCAGGUCCGGAGGCUGGAGGAGAAUGAAGAGAAGAAGCAGUACCGCGAGUCAUACAUCAGCGACACCCUGGAUCUAGACAUGGAUCAGCUGGAGAAGCGGUCCCGGGCCAGCGGCAGCAGCGCGGGCAGCAUCAAGCAUAAGCGCCUUUCCCGGCACUCCACUGCCAGCCACAGCAGUUCCCACACCUCCGGCAUCGAAGCUGACCCCAAGCCCCGCGAGCCGGGCCCCGAGGAUGGCUUCUUGGGAGCCAGCAUCCACCGCAAACUGAAGACCUGCAGCUCCAUGACCAGUCAUGGCAGCUCCCACACCUCUGGGGUGGAGAGCGGGGGCAAGGACCGGCUGGAGGACGACUCCCAGGAUGAUGAGAUAGAAAUGCUGGUCGAUGACCCCCGGGACCUUGAGCAGUUGAGCGAGUCGUCCCUGGAGGUCACCCCAGACAUGUGCAUUUACAUUACGGAGGACAUGCUGAUGUCACGGCAGUUUAAUGGACACUCAGGGUUAAUCGUAAAGGAAGUAAGCUCAUCUACGUCCAGCUCUUCGGAAACAGUGGUCAAACUUCGUGGCCAGAGCACCGACUCGCUACCACAGACCGUGUGUAGAAAGCCAAAGACUUCCACCGACCGACACAGCCUGAGCCUGGACGACAUUCGGCUGUACCAAAAAGACUUCUUGCAGCUGGCGAACCUGUGCCAGGACACUGCUCAGAGCUACACCUUCGGGUGCAGCCAUGGACUGGAGGAAGAGGGUCUUUACUGCAACGGCUGCUUGGCUCAGCAGUGCAUCAACAUCCAAGAAACCUUCCCGGUCAAGAGAGCAAGCAAAUACUUCUCCCUGGAUCUCUCCCACGACGAAGUUCCCGAAUUCGUUGUCUAAGCGCCAUAGCUCUGUCAGGGCAGGACUGGCUGCCUGCGCGAUCAGAAAGACUGGAAAUCUAUGGCUAUUUCCUUCAAAUAUAUCUGGUGCCAUAUUCGUUUUCUUUUCCUGCUCCCUUCCCACUCCCCUAAACACCUCUGUCUUUGCAAAUCAAGGCCUUGGAAACCAUUGCACUUUGAGUAUGACCCAUAGAGCGGUAGGGUAGGGACAGAGGUAGGGUGUCCUGGCAGAGCCCCAUCUGGGUUUAAGCGGUGUCUCUUCCCUGUUUUUUCUUUGGAAAUAGUUUGUGCGAAACACUGAUUGUCUUACGCCAGAGAAGCACAACGUAGUUCAGUUGUUGAAUCAAGUCCGAGACAACCUUUACGUUUUUUAUUACUGCCUCGUGAAUGCUUUAAUUUUUUUGGUGGGUUUUUUUCCCUCCACGAAAGCUGCCAUUGACGUUUGCAAAAAGCCAUUGCAGCCUCUUCAUGGCUUCGGCAACCUUGAGUUUAGAAGCUGAAAAGAAAAAGACUCUGUGUUGUGUUCUGUCAAGCCAAAGAAUUGCAAAUACCCUAAAUGCCGGUAUCGAGACGGCAAGAAUUAAGCAAUAACUAGACAGGAAACUCUAUGCACGUUUCUGAUUUCUUGGGAAAUGACAAGUUGAGUUGCAGUUGACCUUGUGCGAUCUCAGUUCUUCCAGAGACUUACUGUGGCAUCUAGUCCAAACAGAGCCUUUGCGCAAUGUCUUCUAAAGUUUACAAAAAUCAGACGGAUGUUAUCUGGGAACUCUGAAAGCUUUCCUAAGCUGCUUGUGUUUCAAAGGAAAAUGAAAAAUAACUGAGGAUUUCUAAUGAUGUAGCAAUAAUGUUCACUGACCAAAGUACCUUAAAUAUAUAUAUAUAUAUAAUAUACAUAUAUAAUAUACAUAUAUAUAUAUCUGUAUAUAAUAUACAUAUAUAUAUCUGUAUAUAUAAAUAUAUAAAAGUGUAUGUUUAUAUAUGUUUGGAUCUUAUAGACCCAUUUUGGUUGUGUUUCUGUUCUUAAACACCUUUUAUGCAACGAGUACACCUUCUUGCUUUAACGAUACUUAUAGACAAUCAUUUUUUUUUUUUGAUUCCCUAAACGCUAUAAUUUUGGAAGGUGAAAAAGUAGGCUUUCCCGUUGAGAAUAAUAUGUAAGCAACUGCAUCGUAAGCAUGACUGUUUGCGGUUAGUGUCGCUUCAGCAUUAUUUUAAACAAGGCUUUUCAUGCAUCUUUCAGUAUUUUACAGUUGGAAUCGCUCUGGUUCGUGGAUGCUAAUGAUGUUCUCAGAGCAAUGCCAUAGGGACAGCUUUUGAGCUGGAGCAUCUGAAGGAAACUAAAGUGCACAUAAACAUGUACAGUGAUCUAUUAUCAUCAGCAACGACGGCGUAAAGCAUUACAGCUGCUAAUGUUCACAGCACAAUGCCUUUUUUUGUUUGUUUAAAAAAAAAAAAGAACCAACUAUUUUUAAUGAGGAGGUUAGUAUUUUACAGCUAUAGUCUACCAUAUUUUGAUAUACCAUCUUUUUUUAACUGGAAACUUUUUCUAAAAAAAACCCAACAAAGCUAUUUUAUAAAGAAGCGUGCUGAUAUUUUUGUAAGAAACACAGGUGGGUUUUCGGUAACGAACGGGACUUUAGAUUUUAGUUACAGGGCGGCAUAAUCAGCGUUACUGCUGCGUGGGAGGCAGUAUUACAGAGAGCGAAGGGGGAACCCUGCAAAAUUUCCAGCAGCCUUGCAGCUGCUUAUAUCGGAGGUAAAGGGCUAGUUUUAUAGGCCCCAGUGGCUUUGCAUCACUGACCUGCAUUGCUAAAGCGCUAUAAAGAAUCCACUACAUAAUAGUGAGUCUUACCCAUUAUGUCUGUGAUACCACUGGGUAUUGUGUUAGCCAGAUGCUGCCAUGGUACCAGCUUGCUAGAGCAGGGAGGCAUGUUAAAUCACUAUUCAGAAAACUAUCCCUUGCUGGUAGAUGGUGACUUCUCCAGGGCGGCCCAAAGCCCGUUGCACUGUGCAGCAUGUUCCCCUGCUAUCCUCUGGCUAAAAUUUGGCAGGGUAAGCCCUGAUUAGCUGUGGAGUACGGCUGCCCUCCCGACCCUCCUCAGAAAGCAUCUUGCCUAGCCUGAGCGGCUUGCAAUGGAAAGAGCUGCACCGCAGCAGCGAGCAGGGCUCCCUUCAGUGCUUGUGCAUAGAGCCUUAAAAAUCCAACUUCUCAGCAGGGCAGUUCCCCCAGUGCAAUGAGGACCACCGCGGUCCUGCUGUGCCUCCCACAAAACAGAUGGCAUUGUCCAGUUCUAGGAUUGCACCUCGAGAGACGCCCAGAAAUAUAUACACGGAGGUGUAUGAUAGAUAGAUACACGGUAUUUAUAUGUAUAAUAUAUAGAGAGAUGCAGCGUGCAUCCGCACAUCUGUAAUAUAUGUCAUGCACUCAUUGCGGUUGUUGGGACGAACUGGGCAGCGAUGGACAGGGAAGGCGAAACGGUUCUGAAUUUGCAGGGUCAGGUUGGUUGUUUCAAUUUUUUCUUGCCAGGGGAGUCGAGGCGCCAGCUUCCCUGUGGUUGAAAGGAUUGUACGGCCUCCUGCUGCCGGGGUCGCUGUGUUCCCCUCUGCGGGCACGCAGCCUCAAAGCUUUCCCUCAUCUGCUCGCGUUUUGGGCUCAGCAAACCAGUCACUCUUUGGAUGGCAUGUGCUAGAUGUUGCUAUAACCAUGGCCAAAGCAAAAGUUGUGCGGUGCCUGUAUGAUUUGAAAGACUCCGGUUCUGUUCUUGUUAUUUAUUGUGUUAAGAUACCAGGGGAAGGGUGUAAUUAAGGGGUGUAUCGUGUCACUAAUGCUUUCUGUUGUUGAGAAGCAGGCUCCUUGGGAUUUUAAUUGUGCACCCAGCCCAUGGGAGACAGACCUAAAGAAUGGCUGUGGUUCAGCCCAGGGCCUCUUCUCCCAUCUGAAAUGAUUCAUAAUUUCAGGGAGAGGGCGGUGAUUUUGCCCAAGCCAUGUUCUAAUUGGAUUGACAAGUAACGAGAUGGCGUUAAUAAAAUGACCCAAACCAGGACACAUCCUUGCCCUUUUUGAUGACGCACGUUGCUGCAAGUACCAAUCUCUGCAACUGGCAUGACAUCAGAUGAAAAGGCAACGUCCUGCUUUCUCCACGUUGUACCAGAAAGCUGUAAGAUGUAAAGCUCUUAUUUUUUCCACAUCUGUUUGGAAAUCCUGAGCUGGCCAGCGUUUGGGUUCGGUGUUUUUCUGUCUGGUGACUUCUUUAUGUUGAUAUGUUUGCAAUAAUCAGCUAUAAGCCUGCACAAACUGAAUAAUCCUUUCUGUGAAAGGAUCUUCCUAUCAGGAUGGUAUGAGAGAAAGUGUAAAAAAAAAAAAAGACAUGAAACAAGAAAAGACAAAGCAGAAUUAUUUUGUAAUGAUGAAGUUUGUUGCUUGCCGUUCACGGCAGAGGUAGAAAUGACAAUAAAGUUACAGUUGUUUGC
Molecule: messenger RNA, 5763 nt
Organism: Gavialis gangeticus (Gharial)
Lineage: Eukaryota; Metazoa; Chordata; Crocodylia; Gavialidae
Gene: FRMD6
Product: FERM domain containing 6
Exons: 14
Coding region: 449-2293 (614 amino acids)
Biological process (GO): positive regulation of hippo signaling
Cellular component (GO): cytoskeleton; cytoplasmic side of apical plasma membrane
Source: RefSeq, a predicted model, not a curated record